Messenger RNA from Lotus japonicus, 1953 nucleotides. RefSeq names its product alpha-galactosidase-like. Lineage: Eukaryota; Viridiplantae; Streptophyta; Magnoliopsida; Fabales; Fabaceae. The record is from RefSeq and is a predicted model, not a curated record. Gene Ontology annotation, molecular function: hydrolase activity, hydrolyzing O-glycosyl compounds. The transcript is spliced from 15 exons. The coding region runs from base 364 to 1614 and encodes 416 amino acids. Gene Ontology annotation, biological process: carbohydrate metabolic process.
AACAGACAGCUGGCUGGUCCACUGUGACCGAUCCAUCCUCACUAACCUCCACUCAUUGCUCCAUCCAUCGAUAUAUUUGAUGAGUGACGCUCUUCCUAAGUUGCAAUAUUAUGUCUUUUACUUUUGUCAUGUGUGAAAAUAGUUGUAAGCUAUAAGGCCACCGCCAAGCUUUGAUUUUCUUCUUUUCUUUCUUUCUAUCUAAUCUAACUUCUGCUUUUCUGAAAUUGCUUAGUGCACUCACUAUGGCCUACACUAUAAAUCAUUAGCUUGCAACUUCAAUAUUUCUUGGAUCAAACACAUACAUAUAUCAAUAUAUACAUUUAGUCACAUACAUUGAUUUAUUAAUUUUACUCUAUAGUCUAUAUGGCACUGCCAUAUUCAUUCUCAAUUUGGAGGCAGAGGUUAACCAUGGUGGCAGGACUUGUUUUGUGCCUCCUUGUGCUCUUGAACAAUGCAACCUCUUCAUCUGCUCGUUUGUUGUUGAACAGAACCAGAGAAAUUCAUUUGCAUAGGAGGAACCUGGUUGACAAUGGACUUGGAUUGACACCCCCAAUGGGAUGGAAUAGCUGGAACCAUUUUGAAUGUGAUAUCAACGAAGACUUAAUUCGAGAAACAGCUGAUGCUAUGGUGUCAACUGGCCUUGCUGCUCAAGGGUACCAAUAUAUCAAUUUAGAUGAUUGUUGGGGCGAACUUAAUCGAGACUCAGAGGGCAAUUUGGUUGCUAAAGCUUCAACAUUCCCUUCAGGAAUUAAGGCUCUAGCUGAUUAUGUACAUAACAAAGGAUUAAAGUUAGGGAUUUAUUCUGAUGCUGGAACUCAAACAUGCAGUAAAAGAAUGCCUGGAUCACUAGGACAUGAAGAGCAAGAUGCAAAAACCUUUGCUUCAUGGGGAAUUGACUACUUGAAGUAUGAUAAUUGUGAGAACAAAAAUAUAAACCCCAAAAUAAGGUACCCACCAAUGAGUGAAGCUUUAUUAAACUCUGGAAGGCGAAUCUUUUUCUCUUUGUGUGAAUGGGGAUUAGAAGAUCCAGCAACUUGGGCCAGAAGUGUGGGAAAUAGCUGGAGAACAACAGGAGAUAUUGAAGAUAAAUGGGAUAGUAUGAUAUCUAGAGCAGAUCUAAAUGACAAAUGGGCUUCUUAUGCAGGACCUGGAGGAUGGAAUGAUCCUGACAUGCUUGAAGUUGGAAAUGGAGGCAUGACAACAGAAGAAUAUCGUGCUCAUUUCAGCAUAUGGGCGUUAGCUAAGGCUCCCUUAUUGAUUGGUUGCGACAUUCGAUCACUGGAUCACGCCACAAUGGAGCUGCUAAGCAACAGUGAAGUUAUUGCAGUAAACCAAGACAAACUAGGAGUUCAAGGAAAGAAGGUGAAAAGUGAGAGUGAUUUGGAGGUUUGGGCAGGACCUCUCAGUAAUAAUAGGCUAGCAGUGAUCUUAUGGAAUAGAAGUUCAUCGAAAGCAACAGUAACUGCAUCCUGGUCUGACAUAGGCCUAGAAUCAGGAACUUCAGUUGAUGCAAGAGAUUUAUGGGAGCACUCUACAAAAUCAUCAAUUUCUGGAGAAAUGUCUGCAGAAUUAGACUCACACGCUUGUAAGAUGUAUGUGCUGACUCCAAACUAAGUUCUCAAUUUCUUGAGGCAGAAAAGGAGGUAAAUAGCACAAGUCAGGACUCAAAGUAUAGGAAAUGAAUUGGCAAUGCAAUCACUGAAGUUCCAAAGAUGGAAAAAUAAACCAUAGGAAGUAUAGAACCAACUGAAUAAGCUGCAUUUCUGAUGAGGUUUCCAAUUAAAUGUAUUUGUUAAGGUCUACGUGCUUUUAAGACAAUAAGCCUUUCAAAUAUCUGUUUUCUGUUAACAAAGGCAGAUACUGAGAGGAGAUUAACUGCAUAUGAUAUUUUGUACACAUUUAUAUUUGACUUUUUAAAUUUAUCUAUCCUACUAGAACUAGUAAUUCACUUCA